CCAUAUUGUUUCCUAUAUCUUUUCUCUAUCGUCGUCCACUGCCAAUUAGUCCUGCAUACCACGCGCGUGCCAGUUCAUCCAAUUCACAGUUGUGUCGAUCACUCAAGAUGGCCAGCUCCUCGCCUUUGCCAUCCGCGUCUCCAAUUGGCAGGCGCGAUGCUGACUACGCCUUCCUCGUACAUUCGCAAAGAACCGUCGCGAACCAGAUGUCUCCCGACGUCGAUAACAAACCUCUUGCUAGGCAAAGACGACGCAGAACAAGCAAGGAAGACGAAGAUGUUCUGAAAGCAGAGUACCUGAUCAACUCCAAACCCGACAAAGCAGCACGCCUCGACAUCGUGAAAAAAGUCGCGCUUGGCGAGAAAGAAGUCCAAAUUUGGUUCCAAAAUAAACGACAGAACGACCGCCGCCGCUCCCGACCGCUCGAGCCUUCCUCGUCCGCUUCGCUGAUGUCAUCAUCUUCCAUCAUGUCUGACCCGCUCACCGAAGACGAGACGAGUGUGCGCGAAGUCGAGAACGCGCCGGAGCAGCAGGAGCCGGAAGCAGACCGGACGUCUGAUAGCCUAGGGCGGACAGCAACACCUGAAGCAACUCCAGACGAGACGGCGCAAGAGGCGCGCGAUGAGGAUAAACGCGAAACCGUCCACCACGAAUCCCAGACAACAAGCGAGUCUGCAGCUGAACCGCCUGCCUCCACAGUCGAACUGCCUAGCGAUUCCCCGCCUGCAGAUACGGCGCCACCCGACAUCAGCAACUCCCAGCAAACCGCAUCCACCCAGGGCGCCUCGCAACCACGGACGUCAUGGAUUUCGAAUCGCCGCAGCGCGUCCUUCGUCCGUUACAGCGAAGACUAUGCGUCGGAGAUCAUCACCUUCCCCAACGCUCCCUCGAAACCUGCCGAGUCGCCCGAGGUACCGCAGUCAGCCACAUGUCCGUUGAAGCGCGCACACUCCUUUGUGCGAAUAUCUACCAAUGAAGAUGGCACAGCACGCGUGGUAACAGACCUCGACAAGACACCCUCGCCCCCACACGCGAAGGCGAACGCCGCCACUUUCUCCCGCGCCGCUGCGGGGUUGCGAAGGACUUACAGUGCCGCUGGACUGAACGACCGGCUGGCAGCUGCUGCUCGUGGGGAGCCAAGUCCGAAGAUGCCCAGGGUAUCGCCAAACAUCGGUAGAAGCAGGGACUCGCGCACAUGGGAGUUCUGGUGCGAUCCCGAGAGUCGAUACAACACAAGUUUAACAGCACGCGCAGAGCAAGAGGAAAGUGGGAGUGCAGCGGACGCAAUUGGACUGCUACGCGCAAAUCGGAAAAUACUAGCCCAGAACCAAGCACGCCAGAACACGCCACUCAAGUCUCGACACCGUUCGAAUGAGGUGCUAGGAAGUCCGAGAGUCAAGAAGUCGCGCGGUUCCGUGCAACGCGCAUCCACCUUCGAUAGCCGCGUUCCAAGCAAGAGCAAACAGAAGGGCGGCGAUGAGACUGAGUCGGAUGAUAUGCUGCAGACAGAAUCAGACAAAGAGAACUGGGAGCCCGACAUGCCGAAAUCAGCGCGUCGACAGCGUCAUGUCGUCACACCUUCAGCUUCUCAACGAGCACGGCAAAUCCUGGGCGAGAACACAGACGUCAUGUCGCAGACCUCGAGUCUGGGCGCCAUGCUUGCGCGAGAGAAGGGCGCAGGCAGUAACGAAUCUAGCGAUCCUGAGCAGGACGACGAACUAAGAUCUUUCAUGCGUGGCGGCCCUAUGAGCGGACGGACAAGCUUGAGUUCGGCUGAGGAGGCAGGGUGCGUGGAAGGCUUGCUAAAGUUGAGCCAGGGCCAGUGGAAGUAAUCGCACGAGUCAAGACUGUGGAGAAAGGUCUACAUGUGAUCAUGGCGUGUAGGAUUGUGUUUGGCCUGUAUGUUUGCAGGCAUGUUUCGCUUCUUAGUGUCUUCCAGCGGGUGGGGUUUAGUGUUCUAGAAGGUUUAGGUGGGGGAACGCUUUACGAUAGGUACCGGUAUCAGUGCUUGGGUGUCUCCGUGUUGGGGCAGCUAGGUAUCAUUCAAAUGUACGAAGUCACGUCUAGUCAACCAC
This is a messenger RNA of Dothidotthia symphoricarpi CBS 119687, 2075 nucleotides long. RefSeq lists its product as uncharacterized. The transcript has 3 exons. Gene Ontology annotation, biological process: cell differentiation; regulation of transcription by RNA polymerase II. Gene Ontology annotation, molecular function: RNA polymerase II cis-regulatory region sequence-specific DNA binding; DNA-binding transcription factor activity, RNA polymerase II-specific. Bases 108 to 1832 code for a protein of 574 amino acids. The record is from RefSeq and is a predicted model, not a curated record. Lineage: Eukaryota; Fungi; Ascomycota; Dothideomycetes; Pleosporales; Dothidotthiaceae.